GUAAUGAAGAAUGAGGAAUAUUACACAGUAUUUUGAGGACAAUGUACAGUCUAAUAAUGACGCAUCGAUACAUUCUGAUAAUGAUACGAAAAAAGAAACGAAGUAUAGAAAGGAUUCUAAAGGAAAGCGUAAUCGUGUUAAAAUUAAAAUAUCUCGAACGAAUUCUAACGAAAGAGUAUGUGAUAUUAUGGACAAUAGCAGUGAUAUGAUUGAUAAAACGCCUAGUCCAUUUGCUAAGAUAAAUAACGAAGAUAAACAUUCAUAUGAAACACCAAAAAAAUCUUUUCCAAAAAGUGUUCGAAAACCCUCCAAACGAAACAAAUCAACAGAUCGAGCUUCAAGUUUUCUAAAUUUAGGAACAAAUGAUAUUGAUAUAAAAAAUAAAGAGCAAAGUAAAGAAGGUAAUGUUAAAACUCGAUCAAACAAUGAUAAAAAGUAUAGAAAAAAAUUGAGUAAUAAGACAAAUAUUAGUGAAGAUGUAAGCAUAGAUAGUACACUUAAAAGUAGAGAAGUUAUUGACGAUAUAGAGGUAGUAACUAUUGAUUCUAAUAGUGAGAUUGAGAAUAAUAGGGAAGAAUCAAAUGCUUUUCAAAUUCUAAUGAAUCGUAAUAAGGUAGUUCAAUAUGCGUCACCAAUAACAGUUCUUCCUCAAAAUGACGAAGUAAAUAGCAGAAAAUCAGAAGAGUAUAGAGAGAAACUAAAACGUUCUAAAGAAAAACUAAUAGCGUUAGCUGAUAAGAAAGGAUAUUCUAAAAGAAAACUUGCAGAGAUGGAAGAAGGUGAAAAAAUAGAACAAAUAAUACAAAAUCGUAUAAAGUUGUUUAAAGGUGAAGAGAGAAAGGAUAGUAACAUGAGUACAACUAUUUUAAAUCAUAAGCAAUCAGGUGGUAGUUUAUUAAAUUAUUUCAGCAAAAUUCCAGUGGAUUUAGUACAUACAAAUAUGGCAAAUAUGUCCACUAUUCUAGUAAAAGCUGAUGUACAUAUGACAGAAAACAAUGCUAGAUGUGAAUUAUAUAAGUCAGAUUUAAGUAGUACAAUACAAUCAAAUAAGAAACCUAAUAAAUUGGAAUUAUCUCAAAUGGAUGACAUUAGGAUCAUAGAAUCUGAAAACAUUAAUAUCUUGAAUAAUAAAAAAAAACAACAAAAUGAUCAGAAUCACAAGCAUAGAUGGUCGUUGCGAAUCAAACUCCAAACUUAUGAAAAUGAAAAUGCUCCAGCAGGUGAUACCAGUGAUGAAGAAUUAUUCUCACCAAGAAGUAAGGUUAAAUUAGAUAUGAAAAAUUAUAAAAAAUGUGGAUCAACUAGAAAUCUAGAUUCAGAAAACUUAUCAACAAAAAAUAGGAAUGUAAAAGGAAUAUCAAAGCCAGCAAAUGAAUAUACAAAAUUAAAGCUAGAGAAACGUGAACAUUCGGAAAGUUCAAAAAAUAACAAUAAAUGUUUAAAUAACAAAUCUGAGAAUAAACAGAAAUUUAUUAAGUGUGAUAAACAUGAUUCAACUUCGGAAAAAAAUAGUAACGUAAAGAACUAUAGUAAUACUAAUUUAGAAUAUACUACAGAAAAUAAACAAAGUGAGGAGGAUUGUAUGAUUAUCAAAGACGACAGUUUAAAGAGAAAAACAUUUGAUAAAUUAGCUCCUUUAUUUACCAAACGGAAAAGGCCAAAUCCAGAAAUAAUUGCAGCACGACGAUUGUUUUUACAGCCAGAUAUGACAGAUAAUAAUAGUAAAAAUAAAAAUCGGAAAGUAAAUGUUUGUAGUAUACUACCAUUUCCACUUAUUAGUCAUGUUACACAGUUAAAUAAUUUAUCUUGGCAUGAAACUAACAUUUUUAAUAUCCCAAAAGAAAUCUGUAACAAUUAUGUUCCAAUUAUAGAUAUAAACGAUUUUAAAUCUUUAAUAGAUUUUUCCAAGAAAAAAUUGAAAGCUUUAGAAAAAAUUAACAAACCGAAAAUUCAAGAAGUAUUAACAGAUAUAGAAAAGCAUUGUUCAAAUGUAAAAGACAUGUGGGAUGUUAUUUCACUUAUUGUUAAGGAACAACCUAAUAAAAUAGUAUCUCCUAGAACAAAAACUAAAAGAAAUAAACAAUCGGGGGAAAACGAAGUAAUAGAAUACAAAACUAAGGAGGAUCAAUUUGAAUACUGCAGUUGGACUUACAAAUACAGACCAAAAUGUUCUCAGGAAAUAGUUGGAAACGAAGAAGCAGUAGCAAAAUUGAGGGAAUGGUUGCUUGGGUGGAAACCAUUGUUUACCAAUGAGGAUGUUAGCAGUGGAGAUGAAUUUUAUUCAUCUGAUAGUUGUCAAACAAGAAUUAGUGAAAAUAAUCAAGUAGCUGUAUUACUCGGACCACAUGGCUGCGGUAAGACUGCGAGCGUAUAUGCACUAGCAGAUGAAUUUGGUUACACUGUAUUAGAAUUAAAUGCAUCAUCUAGAAGAACAGGAAAAAAGCUUUUAAAAGAAUUAGAAGAAGCAACUAAAUCACAUCGAAUUAAGAAAGAUGAGAAAACAUCUGUAUUUUGUGACCUAGUUUCAGAUGAAAUUAUGCCAAAGAAAAUACCACAAAACUCCCUCAUUCUUUUAGAAGAUGUUGAUAUUAUAUUUGAAGAAGAUGAAGGUUUUAUUUCUGCUACAUAUCAAUUAGCAUCAAAUUCAAAGCGCCCAAUUGUUAUGACGUGUAGAGACGUUUGUUCCCAUCUCAAUAAAAUGGCACCUCAACAAAACAGAAUUUAUUUUCAAGAGCCUGUUGGUAAUAGAGUUUGUGUUUUAUUAGAAUUAAUUUCAUUGGCAGAAACUGGUUAUAGACUUCCAUCUAAUUGCAUAACAGAAUUAUUGCAAAGCGGUGAUUUACGAAAAGCUAUAUUACAGUUACAAUAUUUAUUGUUAUCUGGCCCACCACGAAUAUUGGAACAGACCAUAAAUUUUAAAAAUUCAUUUUGGCAAAAUAUACGGUAUUAUAUACACAAGCCAGCAAUUAAAAUAACUAAGAGGGGAAAAAGGAAAAGAGUUGCAAGUAACGAAGUAACAAAUGAUGACAAAAACAUACUAAAUAAUAUAGCAAAUAAAUUAGAUAAUAUAGCUUUACUAUCAUCUCUAAUUGAAAUAGAAGAUUGUGCAUUAAAUCUGUGGCAAAUAAAAGCACAACCCAAUUUAUCUUUAGUCGAAAAUACUGCUCCAUAUUCAGCUUCUAGUAAUAUAUGUCUAGAAAUAGCUGAAUGGAUAGGUAGUAAGAUUAUAUGUAAAGAAGAAUUGAAUGACUAUAAUGGGACACAAUAUCAAGAUAAUAUUAUGUUAAAAAAACAGUCAAAUAAAGGAGUAAAUGAAGCCUUGUCACAAACUACAUCGUUAUUGCUCGACCAUCAAAUUAUAGCUACAGAUUACCUCCCAUCUGUAAGAACAAUAUGUAGAGCAGAAGCACUAAGGGCUGACAACAAUAAUAAAAGAAGAAAUCGGUUCUUUCAUUAUCUUCAUAACUUGAAAGCACCAUCUACAUUAUUUCAACCUAAUAUUUUAGCAGCUGCAUGCAAAAUAAUGCACGAUAAAGUUGACAAUAAUACGCAAAGUGAAAAUAAUAGUGGUCUCGUAUAACGAUUAAUUUUUUGCAUUAAAUAUGUUAUAAAUAUUUAUAAACAUAGUGCAAAUAUUAUUUUUAAAUAUAUAAUACAUCAAAUGAAGCAGUGCAUGUUUAUAAAACGCUAGAAAAAUGAGUGUUAUUAUUUAAUUAUAUUUUACUUUUUAAUCCUUUUUUUUUAAAGAAAAUAGAUUGUAGAUUGUUAAUCAUGCCUACUUUUAUAAUAUUAAAAACAUACAUAAAUAUUUUAUAUAUUAAUAAUGAAUCAAAAUACUUAUGUUAUCUUGAAAAAUAUUCAGCAUUAUAUACCUUUUUUCUAAGAGCAGUAAUAUUAUAUAAGCAUAGAAUUAAUGUAAAGUUGUAUUAUACAUAGUGGCCCCAAACUGUUUUAGGAUAACAGAUUAUGUCUUGAAUCUUAUGAUUACAUAAAUAAAACAUAUAUUUAUUAUUAA
Messenger RNA from Bombus pyrosoma, 4015 nucleotides. RefSeq names its product ATPase family AAA domain-containing protein 5 (gene elg1). Bases 11 to 3580 code for a protein of 1189 amino acids. The record is from RefSeq and is a predicted model, not a curated record. Gene Ontology annotation, cellular component: nucleus. Gene Ontology annotation, molecular function: ATP hydrolysis activity; ATP binding; DNA binding. The transcript is spliced from 5 exons. Lineage: Eukaryota; Metazoa; Arthropoda; Insecta; Hymenoptera; Apidae.